UAUUUGAUAUUAACUUUGAACUUCACCUAGAUAUUUGUGCACGCGCUUAGUACAGAGUUUUUAAAAUAUGUAACUUAAUAUUCACUAGGUAACGCAUUUUUAAAUAUCGCGCUAUAACAUGACAGCAAAAUGUAAACACAAAGCACGCAUGCGCUCAACGGCUGUUGUCCUUCCUUUUCUCUUUUUACACAACUGUUCACGCACACACUAUCGAAAAUUAAGGUUAUAACGAAGCACAAUCGCAAAAGUAGCUACGCUACUUUGUGAGAAAAAAUGCCCACGUAAAUGCUUUCGGUCACGGGUCACGCGUUAACACAUUUCGGGGUGACGAUAACAUCGAUUCCAUCACGAGUGAUGGCGAGUAAAAGCAGUAAAACGAAAGGAAAAACAUCGACAGCCGCAGCGCCAACGAAGAAAGUCGAGGGUCCAAUUAGUGUGAACAAAGAUGGCAAUGUUGUCAUACAGAUUCAUGCGAAACCUGGAUCACGACACAACAACAUUACGGAUUUUUCAGAAGAAGCAGUAGGCGUAGCAAUAUCUGCGCCACCUCACGAAGGCGAAGCGAAUGCCGAACUCGUCAAAUAUUUGGCUUCCGUACUCAACUUGAGAAAAUCAGACGUGAUUUUCGACAAAGGUUCAAGAAGCCGUUAUAAAAAAAUCAUUGUAACUGGGAGUAGCCUUGAAAAAGUAACGGAGAAGUUGAAGUCUGAAGCAGCAAGCGAUUGAUCACGUUGUCCAAAUGAAAAAACACGCUAUUUUUCAAAAUAAG
This is a messenger RNA of Phymastichus coffea, 769 nucleotides long. Its product is annotated as UPF0235 protein C15orf40 homolog. The transcript is spliced from 4 exons. The coding region runs from base 286 to 726 and encodes 146 amino acids. NCBI's taxonomy places the organism in Eukaryota, Metazoa, Arthropoda, Insecta, Hymenoptera, Eulophidae. Gene Ontology annotation, cellular component: cytoplasm. The record is from RefSeq and is a predicted model, not a curated record.